Aspergillus nidulans FGSC A4 is the source of this 1557-nucleotide messenger RNA. RefSeq names its product protein CYP675A1. Gene Ontology annotation, cellular component: membrane. The record is from RefSeq and is a predicted model, not a curated record. The coding region runs from base 1 to 1557 and encodes 518 amino acids. Gene Ontology annotation, biological process: secondary metabolite biosynthetic process. Gene Ontology annotation, molecular function: iron ion binding; oxidoreductase activity, acting on paired donors, with incorporation or reduction of molecular oxygen; monooxygenase activity. The transcript is spliced from 7 exons. NCBI's taxonomy places the organism in Eukaryota, Fungi, Ascomycota, Eurotiomycetes, Eurotiales, Aspergillaceae.
AUGGAUCUGAUCGUACCUAAUUACUUCAAAUACGUUAACAUUGAUACAUUGCUGUUGUUCCCUUUGGCACUUCUUGUCUCCCUCGCAUACUGCAUCAUGUGGAUCACUUACACACGGUGGUUCCACCCCCUCGCGCAAUUCCCUGGCCCAUUCUGGGCCUCUGUCUCGCGGAUCUGGACGGUGUUGCAUGUGCUUCCCGGCAAUGCUGAGAAGACGCAGAGGAAGCUGCAUGAGAAAUAUGGACCCAUUGUCCGCAUUGCUCCCGAUGAACUUAUCACCAGCGACCCAGCCGCAGUGAAGACGCUCUAUGGGGUCAAGUCCGGGACCCUCAAGACCGACUUCUACCUCGCGUUCAGGCCACCGUGGGCCCGGUUCCCAGACCAUUUCUCUGCCAUCGGCGGGAAACAGCACGCGGAUCGCCGGCGCAUCGUCAGCGCCGUCUACUCGAUGUCCAGCAUCCUCCAGUCGGAACAGUACGUCGACGCCUGCAUCGACCUCUGGGAGGAAAAGCUCGGCGAGAUGGCAGACCGCAAAGAGUCAUUUGACUUGUGGCUCUGGACAAGAAUGUACGCGUACGACGUGAUCGGCGAGCUCUUCUUCAGCAAGAUGUUCGGCUUCCUAGAAGCAGGCGGCGACCAUCUCGGCUACAUCGCCGCCACAGACGAUCUGAUCCCCGUGCAGUUCCUGGCGGGCAUCAUGCCCACCUACGUGCGGCCCCUAUUCUUGCUGACGGGGUUCCUCCUCCCUAAGGUGCGAGGUGCGCUGACGGCGCUGGCGAGCCUGACGGAGGCGACCAACGCCACGAUCAAGAGACGGCUCUUCGCGCUGAGCGAGUUGGACUCCAACACCAAGCCGCAGCGGGCAGAUAUCCUUGGGAAGCUGCUUGACAUUUCGCACAAGAACGGCAAGGCGCUCAACUUUGAGCUGGCCGAUAUCAAGAUGGAAUCUUUCAGUGGGUUCUUCGCCGGAAGCGAGACGACAGCCCUGACUCUGUCCGGCAUCCUCUACAACAUCUUCCGCAAUCGAGCCGUCUACGAAAAACUCACUUCUGAGAUCGACGCUGCGAUUACGAGCCACCAGCUGAGCCGGCCGCACAUCACAUACACCGAGGCUACUAGGCUCCCCUAUCUGGGGGCCUGCAUUAAGGAGGGGAUCCGAAUGCACCCGAUCACCGGGGUCUCAUUCCCCCGCCACGCCCCAUCUUGCGGAUGCGAGGUUGGCGGGUACUGGAUCCCCGGGAAUACACGCGUAGGUGUGAACCCAGCAGUCAUUCAUUUCGACAAGUCCGUCUUUGGGGAGGACGCGGGUAUAUUCCGGCCGGAAAGGUGGAUAGAGGCCGGCGCGAACGUGGCUAAUAUGGAUUGUCAUAUAAUGCAGUUUGGCAUGGGAGCGAGGGUUUGCCUGGGGAAGAAUAUCUCCAUGUGCGAGAUCUACAAAGCUAUUCCGCAGCUACUGCAUUCAUUUACCUUUGAAAUGGGUGCUGAGGAGCCCGUGAAGACGACUUCGUAUUGGUUCCAUAAACCGGUUGCCAUCCACGUGAAGGUUCGGCGCCGUUGA